This is a messenger RNA of Spinacia oleracea (spinach), 1718 nucleotides long. Its product is annotated as amino acid transporter AVT1I-like. The transcript is spliced from 2 exons. NCBI's taxonomy places the organism in Eukaryota, Viridiplantae, Streptophyta, Magnoliopsida, Caryophyllales, Amaranthaceae. The coding region runs from base 347 to 1657 and encodes 436 amino acids. Gene Ontology annotation, molecular function: L-amino acid transmembrane transporter activity. Gene Ontology annotation, biological process: amino acid transmembrane transport. Gene Ontology annotation, cellular component: vacuolar membrane. The record is from RefSeq and is a predicted model, not a curated record.
GUCCCUUAAUAUUUGCACCGCUUCUAUAAAUGGAAAUUUAUACCAAUAUUAUAUUAUUUCUCACACUUACUUACUAACCCCACCUACACACUCCGUAUAUUUAAUUAUAGACUUUACAGUGUGAAUAUGUAAUGUGGCCAAGUGGGAAGUAUGUACCACUUGGUAUGUAUGUAGUACUCCGUAGGUGAAGAAAUAAAGACCAUUUUAGUAACUCUAUUUUUGUUUUAUUUAUUUAUUUGACAUUGGGUGAAAAACUCUAUUUUUUAGUUGAGCAUAAAACAGAUGGAUAUGAAAAAUCACUAUAAAUAGUCUUAACUCUGGUCCUCAUAUUAAGUUAAGGAUAAUUAUGGGAAGAAUGGACGGUGAAUACGGGAGCCGCAUAUCCUGUCUUGCGCAACCACUUGUGGAGGAGUUGGAGGCGGCGAAAGAGACGGCGGCCAAGGACAACAAUCAGUCGUCCCUUGAAGAAUCCAACACCUCUUUCUUCAAAACUCUAUUCAACUGUGCCAACACUAUCUUAGGAAAUGGAGUUUUGAUAGUUCCAUACGCCUUAGCAGCCGGAGGUUGGUGGAGCUUAGGCUUGCUUUUCACUAUAUCCGCAGCAGCAACCUACACAAGCUUGCUAGUGAAGCGAUGUAUGGAAGUGGAUCCAAGGAUCAAAAGUUAUACACACAUAGGGGAGUAUGCUUUUGGUGAAAUUGGUAAAAUAAUUGUAUCCAUUAUUCUAUAUACAGAUCUUUACAUGGUCACUACAGGUUUCUUGAUCUUAGAAGGUGAUAAUCUAAACAAUCUAUUUCCAAAGUUAUCACUCGGAAUCCCGAUUGAUGGGAAAUCAAGCUUCAUAAUACUCGUCGCUCUAGUUCUUCUCCCGAUUGUUUUGUUUGAUAACCUCAGUAUUUUGGCUUACAUCUCAGCCACUGGCGUUUUCGCUUCUAUUUUGAUACUUGUGUCUGUUGUAUGGGUUGGAGUUUUUGACGGUGUUGGAUUCCAUCAUGUUGAAGAUUCUGGCUUUUUCAAGUGGAAAGGAAUACCAACUGCUAUUAGCUUAUACAUGUUAUGUUAUAGUUCGCAUCCUGUUUUUCCUGCUUUAUACACCUCUAUGCAGAAAAAACAUGAUUUCUCCAAGGUUUUACUCAUCUGCUUUACACUCUCCACAUUCAUUUAUGUCUCCAUGGCAGUUCUUGGGUACUUAAUGUUCGGGUCAAGUGUCGAAUCACAAAUAACUCUGAACCUUCCAACGGAUAAAGUGAGCUCACAAAUCGCAAUCUACACCACAUUGAUCACCCCAAUAGCAAAAUAUGCACUGAUAUUGAAACCAAUAGUCAUUUCUACAGAAGGUUGGUUUUCAAAUGAAUAUCAGAAUAGUAAGUGUUUUAAGGUUACAAUUCGAAUAGUGUUGUUGGCUUCACAAGUUGUUAUAGCAUUGGCAUUACCGUACUUUGGAUAUUUCAUGUCAUUGACCGGAGCACUGUUGUGUUCAACGGCAUCGCUUACAAUGCCAUGCUUGUGUUACUUGAAGAUUACAAGCACCAAUAAUUCUCGUCCGGGAUUCAUCCAACAGUUGCUCAUUUGGUGCAUUGUAUUCUUAAGUAUUGCCAUACUGAUUUUUGGCACAUACACCUCACUAGUUGAUAUAUUGGCGGAAAUCACGCAUUAAUUAAUUCUUCACCUCUUUAAAUAAUUAUGAUUCUUUUUAAUACAAUGUUUUUUCUAUGUUA